GUCGUGAUGCCUCCAUCUUCCCUCUGCUCCAGCAUGCUGACAUUCGAGCGACAGGUGGCGUGGAGCGGAAGAAGAGCAAACAGCCCAGCAGCCAGAGCUCCGUCCCCGAUCAUGCGCCAGAUCACCUUCACCCCUCCCAUCCCCCUCCCCCUUCGUCGAUGCAGAUAGACGACACCCGCGACCGCGUCUACAUCUCCGACCUCGACGCCGAACUCGCCGAUCUUGAGGACGCCGAGGCCGCCAGCGCGGCCGACGAACGCCUCAUCUUUCUCCCCGACAUCGAAAAGCACUUUAGCAAAAUCCCCCAGCAGGUCCUAGCAGGAGGCAGUGAUGCAGAGGAUGGCAGACAUCGCGAGCUGGUGCUCUACGAUCUACCCCGUUCGCUGACCGUGCAGGAUGAAGCACAAGAUUCUGUGAGGAAGGCGAUCAUCGAAUCGCGCCAACGCGCGCGCGAGAAGGCAGUGGAGGACUCAAGGCAGAGGGAUGUCGAGAGGCAUUACGACUCUACCCACUUUCACGGCGCGGGCGUGGAGACGGCUCAUGGGUACAGCGCUGGGUAUGCUGAUCAUUCCUACCCGGACGGCGACCCAGAUGCCAUGGACAUGGACAUUGGAUGAAGUCACGCUAGAGGGAAGACGUGCAGGAUGCAAGACAAUCCACUUCAGUCGUCUCCACGACCAUAUUAUCCAUGCCGGACCCAUUUGCCUGGCUCGAGAUAGACGGCUACGGCGACGAUGCGCCAGCAGUUCCUCACACAGGGCCAACGACUCCUCCCAAGAUUGGGAAGUAGUGCCU
Molecule: messenger RNA, 795 nt
Organism: Neohortaea acidophila
Lineage: Eukaryota; Fungi; Ascomycota; Dothideomycetes; Mycosphaerellales; Teratosphaeriaceae
Exons: 1
Coding region: 159-617 (152 amino acids)
Source: RefSeq, a predicted model, not a curated record